This is a messenger RNA of Camarhynchus parvulus, 2505 nucleotides long. It is a transcript of the gene DMBX1, whose product is annotated as diencephalon/mesencephalon homeobox 1. The record is from RefSeq and is a predicted model, not a curated record. The coding region runs from base 89 to 1177 and encodes 362 amino acids. The transcript has 5 exons. Gene Ontology annotation, molecular function: RNA polymerase II transcription regulatory region sequence-specific DNA binding; DNA-binding transcription factor activity, RNA polymerase II-specific. Lineage: Eukaryota; Metazoa; Chordata; Aves; Passeriformes; Thraupidae. Gene Ontology annotation, biological process: regulation of transcription by RNA polymerase II.
GGCCGGGGCGCAGCGCCGCGCUCCCACGCGUGUCCCCGCUCCCACGGCGGGCCGGGAGGCUGCCCCGCCGCCCCAGGUUGAUGUCAGGAUGCAGCACUAUGGAGUGAACGGCUACUCGCUGCACGCCAUGAACUCGCUGAGCGCCAUGUACAACCUGCACCAGCAGGCAGCCCAGCAGGCCCAGCACGCCCCCGACUACCGGCCCUCCGUGCACGCCCUCACCCUGGCUGAGAGACUGGCUGACAUCAUUUUGGAGGCACGUUAUGGAUCCCAGCACCGCAAACAGAGGCGGAGUCGCACGGCCUUCACGGCCCAGCAGCUGGAGGCCCUGGAGAAGACUUUCCAGAAGACUCACUACCCAGAUGUGGUGAUGAGAGAGCGGCUGGCCAUGUGCACAAACCUGCCUGAAGCCAGAGUCCAGGUCUGGUUCAAGAACCGAAGAGCCAAAUUCCGGAAGAAGCAGCGCAGCCUGCAGAAAGAGCAGCUGCAGAAGCAGAAGGACUGUGAGGGGAGCCACAGCGAGGGAAAGAUGGAGCCCCCUGUGCUGGAGACCCAGACUCCCACCCCGGACACUGAGAAGGUCCAGAGCCUCCCCAGCGAGGUGGGCACUGACCUCAACCUGACCCUGUCGGAGCAGUCUGCCAGCGAGUCAGCUCCCGAGGACCAGACCGACAGGGAGGAGGAGUUCAAGAGCACCUUGGAUGAGGCCAAAGUGGACAAGAGCCCUGGGGUGGACAGCAAGACUUUGAACUGCAAGAGAGCGAGCCCAAAAGCAGAGUCCCCUCUCAGCGCGACUGUGACGCCUUCGUCCAGCAGCAGCCUGGCUCAGACUCACUCCUACUCCUCCUCGCCCCUGAGCCUCUUCCGGCUGCAGGAGCAGUUCCGCCAGCACAUGGCAGCCACCAACAACUUGGUCCAUUACUCCUCCUUCGAAAUGGGGACACCGUCUGCCAUGCCCUACUUGGGCAUGAACGUCAACAUGGCCCCGCUGAGCUCCCUGCACUGUCAGUCCUACUACCAGUCGCUGUCGCACGCUCAGCAGGUCUGGUCCUCCCCCAUCCUGCAGGCCUCCAGCUCUCUGCCGAGCCUGAACAGUAAAACCACCAGCAUUGAGAACCUGAGGCUCCGGGCGAAGCAGCACGCGGCGUCCCUGGGGCUGGACACCCUCCCCAACUGACUGCCCCUGAGAAGGUGCACCAGGGGCUGGCACCACGCCUGGCACUCCUCGGAUCCCCACGCACCCCCACCUCUUCCUGGAGUGAGGUGCUCCCUUGCAGGGAGAACUUUGUGUUUAUGAACGUCCUGUUAGCACCACGGUUGCGUCAGACAUUGCUACUGGCCUGGUCUUCACUAAAUAUCUAACGAGGAAGGGGGAGAGGAGCUGUGUUUAGACAGAUGAACUGUCCUCUGGACUGCCACGAGUUCAGCCUGUAACGUUCAGGAGGAGCCCCCUCUCCUCAUCCCCACCAUAAGGUGCCAACUGUGUUUUAUUCACCUUUUGUUUUGUUGCUGUUGUUACGUUCUCUGGGGGAAGAAAGAGUCCUGCUUCGUCUUGUAUAUAGUUUAUAACGUUGACAGCACCCAUCAUCUGUGUGUUACUGUCAGUGCUACAGAACUGUGACCUCUUUUGCUUUUAUUCCCCUUUCCUUUUCAAUUUUAGUAGCUAGGAUCAGAGUUACAAAUCAGCCAUCACCUUGACCUCAGCUGGUAGCUAGUUGCUCUUCUUGGGUCAGCAUCCUAAAGGUGUUCAUGAGGAACAGGCAUGAUCGUGCACUUCGCCACUCCACUUCUCCUUUCUCUGCUAAAGCUAAUUUUUUAACAACUGGGAAAUGAUCUGAAGGUGAAUUUCCUGUUUAAGCACUUCCUAUAAGGCAAGCGGUUUUCUUUUUCUUUUUAAUAGCACUUGCUCAAAGAGGACAAAAUAUUGGCCAAACGCUGCUGGCUGUGAGAAAAUGAAGGCCAAAUUUGCAGAUUAUUUUUGAUCUAUAUUGUUUCCUCUUUGAUCUUCAGAGAAGUGUAAACUUUAUUUACAAAUUACGGGGUUUUCUUUUUGGAGGGCAUUUUGGUCUUACUUUGAUAAUAGAUAGUAAUAAAAAUUUCAUAUGGACUCUUGGUGUGUGAACACACCAUGAACUUUCUUGUUCUUUGACAGACAACUUAAUGCAAGCUGUGUCCAGGAAAAAAUCUCUGAUCACCAAAUUCUCUUCUCAAACCCUCAGUCCAGAAAGUGGUUAUCAAGUGAAAAUGUAACAAGUGAAAAAUGCUGAACUGCUGGAGGCAAAGCAGGUGUAAGCAGGGGCUUUAUAUUCUCUUGGGAACUGAGGGGGGAUAGAUGAACUUGCCAAAAAUGCAGGGUUUGCAAGUAACCAAAAUUCACCAGCUCCAGAAAUACUGCACUGAACAGUUUCAGUCUCAUUUCAUUGGAAUGACCCAUCAUUCACCCUUGGGUGGUUUUCCUUGUUGAGAAGGAAUGUUUCUGCCAAUUUAAAUCACUUUUUUUUCCUU